AUGCUCUUUUUACGAAUCCUCCCAGGCUGCAUUUUUGCCCUUUUAGCAAAAGCUCAGGAUGAGGUACCAGAAGUGAGUGAUAGUCGAACGCUUCUUUCAGGGACAGGGACAUUGAGGGAAGAUCCGAUUCCAACGGGAACAUAUUUAUCAAUUUCUACGACGCUCACCGUCACUUCUUCUGCAAUCACUACAUCUGCCAUCGUCUCGACCAUCACCAGUGAUGAUUCCACAAUCACGACCACGCUAGGAAGCACCACGAUCCUCGGGAUUGGCAUCCCAAUAGGUAGCAACGCUACAGUGACUUCCACAACAUCCGACUCACGAACUCUCCUUUCAGGCGCCCCGCGAACAAGUACUAUUCUCAACGGGACAGCGGGAAUAAUUGCAACAAGCUCCUCGGUCGCUCCCCAACCUACAAACAUCACACCCUGCAAUAACUAUCCCGAAUUCUGCGCUCGAAGAUACGGAAAUAUCACCGAAGUCGCAGCUCACAACUCUCCCUUCGUAAAAGCAGGAAACGCCGCUGCAAACCAACAACUAGGAGUAACGGCCCAACUAAACGAUGGGAUUCGUCUCUUACAAGGCCAAAUGCACUUCGGCAACGACAGUACACCGCAUUUCUGCCACACAUCUUGCGAAAUUCUCGAUGCGGGACCUAUCACGACCUACUUGACCGCCGUGAAAACUUGGGUAGCAGCCCAUCCAUACGACGUAGUGACCAUCCUUCUAGGAAACAGCGGCUACAGCGCUGUCGAAAAAUACGUUCCGUUCAUCGAAUCUACGGGCAUUCUUCAAUACGCAUAUAUCCCGCCCAAAAUACCUAUGGGCAUCAACGAUUGGCCAACCCUCGCAUCCAUGAUCCUCACUGGUAAACGCGUAGUCUUCUUCUUGGACUACGAAGCGAAUCAAGGCUCCGUCCCAUGGAUGUUGGACGAAUUCAGUCAUAUGUGGGAAACACCCUUCGAUCCUGUGAACCGCACAUUCCCCUGCGAUAUCCAGCGUCCACCGAACCUCAAGGUUGAAGACGCCAAGAACCGUCUAUAUCUCGUAAACCACAAUCUAAACUACGAAAUCAGUAUCCUGGGUAACAGUUUGCUGGUUCCCAGUAUCCCCCUACUAAAUGUGACGAACAACGUCACGGGCUUUGGGAGUCUGGGUGUGAGCGCCGACCAGUGUACGCAGCAGUGGGAACAGAAGCCCAAGUUCCUGAAUGUGGACUAUUAUAAUGUGGGCAAGGGGAGUGUUUUCCAGGUUGCGGCUAAGUUGAAUAAUGUCACGUAUAAUCGUCUGUGUUGUGGGUUGGUGGGGAGGAAUAUUGCGGGGAGGAUGGGGGGGAAUACAGUUCUUGCUGUGUUGAUGGCGAUUGGUACUGCAUUCUUGAUGAUGUAA
This is a messenger RNA of Hymenoscyphus albidus, 1389 nucleotides long. NCBI's taxonomy places the organism in Eukaryota, Fungi, Ascomycota, Leotiomycetes, Helotiales, Helotiaceae. The record is from the annotation of a GenBank genome assembly.